Gilbertella persicaria is the source of this 816-nucleotide messenger RNA. Its product is annotated as NUDIX hydrolase domain-like protein. Gene Ontology annotation, biological process: dGTP catabolic process. Bases 212 to 667 code for a protein of 151 amino acids. Lineage: Eukaryota; Fungi; Mucoromycota; Mucoromycetes; Mucorales; Choanephoraceae. Gene Ontology annotation, cellular component: cytosol. The record is from RefSeq and is a predicted model, not a curated record. Gene Ontology annotation, molecular function: 8-oxo-7,8-dihydrodeoxyguanosine triphosphate pyrophosphatase activity. The transcript has a single exon.
GCUACAUGAAGGGUUGACUAAAUGUUACCCAUAGGGACCCUGAAUGAUUUUUAAACACAGCGAAAUUGGGAGGUAGAUCAAGCAAUUCGCUGUUUUGCUAUGCAAUAUCAGGUACAAGAAACAAAUCUAUCUUGAUGACUCAUACUAGAGAAAGGAAUGUUAGUGUCGGUCUUUGUAUUCCGUUUUUCUUCUUUUUUUUUCUCUUAUAGUGAUGCCUGAACAAAAAGAAGUACGGGUAGGCGUAGGUUGCUUUGUUACUUAUAUCUCAAGCAAGGAUAGCAAAAGACGUAUCUUGAUUGGUAAAAGAGCGGGUUCGCAUGGUGCAGGUACUUGGCAAUUACCUGGUGGUCAUUUAGAGAUGUUUGAGGAUUUCGAGACAUGUGCACAACGAGAGAUCUUGGAAGAAACUAACCUCCAUCUCGAUCGAUCGAGUAUCAGCAUGGUGACUGCAACCAACAACAUCAUGUUGCCAGAAAAGAAGCAUUAUGUAACCAUUUUUAUGUGGUCCAACAUUGAUGAAUCCAGCCUAGAUCAAGUCAAAGUCAUGGAACCUCAUAAGCUAGAAGGUGAAUGGGAAUGGGUUACUUUAAAUGAACUCAGGCAACGAAAACCCUUGUUUAGUCCCUUGGAAAAAUUAUUAACAGAACAUCAAAUACCAUUUGAUUAAUGAUUUUUGGAAUUGGAAUUUAAAAUAUACUUCAAGUUUUAACGCGCUCUCGACAAAUGCACUUUUGUUAACUAUUUUAGAAAUUCACUCAAUAAAAGUUACAAACUUGGUCGACAUGACUUAAAGUAGACGUGCAUGAAAAAUGUGAU